CUUCCGGGUGGCGGCGCCGGUGGGUGUCGGGGGCUGUUGAGCGGCGGCGCUCGGCCGCCCGCCCGCGCCAUGUGGUACGUCAUGCAGAGCGUGCAGAGCAAGUACUCGCUGUCCGAGCGCCUCAUCCGCACCAUCGCCGCCAUCCGCUCCUUCCCGCACGACAACGUCGAGGACCUCAUCGGCCGGGGAGCAGACGUGAACUGCAUGCAUGGCACGCUGAAACCGCUGCACUGCGCCUGUAUGGUGGCUGACGCCGACUGUGUGGAGCUGCUGCUGCAGAAGGGAGCCGAGGUGAACGCCCUGGACGGCUACAACCGGACCGCGCUGCACUACGCAGCAGAGAAGGACGAGACGUGUGUGGAGAUCCUGCUGGAAUACGGCGCCGACCCCAACGCGCUGGACGGCAACAAGGACACGCCGCUGCACUGGGCCGCCUUCAAGAACAACGCGGAGUGCGCGCGGGCGCUGCUGGAGAGCGGCGCGCGGGUCGACGCGCGCGACUACAACGACGACACGCCGCUCAGCUGGGCCGCCAUGAAGGGCAACCUGGAGAGCGUGAGCGUCCUGCUCGACUUCGGCGCCGAGGUGCGCGUGGUCAACCUCAAAGGGCAGACGCCCAUCUCGCGCCUCGUGGCGCUGCUCGGCCGGGGCCUGGGCACGGAGCGUGAGGAUUCCUGCUUCGACCUGCUGCACCGGGCCGCCGGGCACGUGGAGCUGCGCAGGAACGGCCGCCUGCCCCGCGAGGUGACGCGGGACCAGCAGCUCUGCGAGAAGCUCACGCUGCUGUGCUCCGCGCCGGGCACGCUCAAGACGCUGUCGCGCUGCGCCGUGCGCCGCAGCCUGGGCGUGCGCUUCCUGCCCGAGGCCGUGAAGGCGCUGCCGCUGCCCGCCUCCCUGCAGGAAUACGUGCUGCUCCUCAGCUAAGCGAGAGCGGACGCUCCGGGCGCCGCCUCGCGUCGUUCCGCGCUUGGCUUACGACCCCCUUCCGCCCCGCUCCGUGCGGGGUGCCGAGAGCAACCCGAGGAUCCGCUCGCUUUGGGCCUCGCACAGGCUGCAUCCCCUCCUGGGCUGCUCGCCCGCCUGGGAUUCCUCCUGCUCGGAUCCGGGGUGGGGGAGUGCCAUGCUCCGGUGCUUGGCUCCUCCCGAGCUCUCUCCCUUUGCUUUGAGCUGCAUCCUCCCCAGACAACCCGCCCAUAUUGGAUCCCGGAUCCUCCUUUGCUCCAGGCAAGAGGUUGGGAGGAGGUGCUGCAGUGACCUGUUGGCGGGAAGCGCAGGGAAAAGCACAUCCCGAGUCCGCGUAUCGGCUCCACCUGAACGGAGCGCCACGAGCACAGGCUUCCUUUCAACAUGUGGGAAGGUCUUUCCUCCUCUUCCCUCUAGUUUUUAAGACUUUCCCGGCUUUUUCAAGGGGAAAAGUGGGGAACAGAGGGCUCGGCAAACCAAGCGUGAUCCCCGGGGCCGCUGAGGGAAGCGUCGGGAUAAAGGUGCGAGUUGGUCGAGCAGGGACAUGCGCUCGGAGCGAGGCGCUGUGGCUGCUGACUCCUUCCUCCACUUGCCCCUUCGGAUUUGCACCGUCCACUGCCCGUCUUGUCGUUUUUAUUUAUGUAUCCACGUGUAUUUUGGAAGGAAUCAUGCAAAAGCAGCCCGUCCG
Molecule: messenger RNA, 1651 nt
Organism: Nothoprocta perdicaria
Lineage: Eukaryota; Metazoa; Chordata; Aves; Tinamiformes; Tinamidae
Gene: ASB8
Product: ankyrin repeat and SOCS box containing 8
Exons: 4
Coding region: 70-924 (284 amino acids)
Molecular function (GO): protein binding
Source: RefSeq, a predicted model, not a curated record